AUGCUUUUUACUCUUGUUCUUCUUUCCGUCCGUGUGACCACAUCCGCGGCAAACCCUCAGGCUAUCGACUCAGAGCAUAUAAUGACACGUUCUCCUCAACAGGCAAAUGAUAUCUCUCGCGUCACUGAGGGCCGUCAAUGGGACGCCGUGAGUACCAUCGAUUCAGCAGUAGAGGGCUUGGCACAGGAGGGGUAUCCGGAUGCUCUCUACCUCAGUCUGUCCGAAGCCGGUAAGCACUGGUUUGAUAACACACAAAUGCCUAUCCACCCUCUGGGUUUUAGAGGACCGGUAGGAUAACAUGCAUGGCAUAGAUUUGAUAGAGCCAGAAGAUAAAAGUUAAGAGGCACCGAUGAUUAACAGCAGCGCUUCUAGUUAAAGUUGAUUAAAUAGUUAAUUUCUGCUUGUCUUUGUCGAAGUUUUGUCACAAACAAAAAUUUUAUGCUUAUUGGUAACCACAGAGAGGUUAGGAUAUAAAGCAUAGGCAGGACGUGUUGGUCUGUCUGUGAACACUUAUAUAUCUGCGUCAUUUGUGUUUAUUUUCGGCCCCAAAGUCCGGUUGGUGAUCUAAAAGUUGCCCAAAGGGGCGAGAAGCCGAGUUGCAGGAAGCAGUCGUGAAGAAAGAGCCACGACCGCUGAGAUAAGAGCUUUAUUCGCCUAAUUUUUCGGGUUCCUGCUCGAACCCAUCAUCAGAGAAAAUAGCAGAUACGGGUGAGUCGUUCACAGGGGACUGCAGUAUUUAUAGGGUGCAGUCGCCAUGCUAUCUCAUACCUAUGAGUAUUCACGGCUCCCACUCUUCAUCGGCGAUCGUAGCACUUGGUGUUCUAAUUGUUUUAUGGUCGAUAUUCGCGCCGUUAUUGGCGGCAAUUUCAUCGCUUACGUUGGGUGUUGGUGUGAUGAUUGCUCGACCAUCUGACCCGCCGAACCUGGCGCUGGGAACAGUGUUCACCUGUGUCCUUCCCGCGUGGCUAAGUACUCCGCCUAGGCGAAGUCUCAGCACCGAGUAUGGAAGUGGAGUGUCGUUAUACUUGUUAAAAGACUGAGGACCAGUAGAUCAUGACUCAAGCAGUUCCCGGCUCACGCGGUUGUCACCUCUAGCGAGAAUCUCGGCCUCGUCGGAUUUUAAUGUGUGACCGAUCUCGUCAAAUGAGCCGCAAUCUGAGAGCUGGCCCCCCGUACAUGAACCACCCCUAUCUGCAAUUGUGUCUAAUGAUAGGUUCGAGAAGGAAUCCGAAACGCCAGGCGAAUAAAGCUCUUGUCC
Messenger RNA from Spirometra erinaceieuropaei, 1258 nucleotides. The record is from the annotation of a GenBank genome assembly. Lineage: Eukaryota; Metazoa; Platyhelminthes; Cestoda; Diphyllobothriidea; Diphyllobothriidae.